AUACAUACCCACAGGAUACAAUAUUCUGUUUGUGUGGGUGUAUCUGAGCAUUAUAAGAUAUUUAUGUUACAGUUUUCAAGCUGAGUUGUGAUUCGUAUUCAAGAGUAUGGUGCACACACCACUGGGUUCAUGAUACAUUGCUUAAGAAUUUUAUUAAUCACUUUCAAAUGAACCAUUUCUCUGUAUUGUAAAGGUAUAUACACAUUGGAAUGUGUACAUCUAAAUGUUGGUGAAUGAUAGUUUAUGAAAUAAGAAACUAGCGCUAUUUAGUUCAAUACUUAGUUUAGUUUUAUAAUAGAAUACUUGAAAGGUUUUGAUAAGCUGGUAAUUUUAGAACUAGAAUACACUUGGAUUGUAAAAGGGUUUAAAGGGUACUUUUGUGUAAGAUUAACCUGUGAAUUUUGGAAUAUUUCGUGCAAGAGGACUUGACAAUAGGAACGUAAAGACAGCAAAAAGACGAUAUUUUUAAAGGGUUGGUGAGAAGGACAGGGACAGUUAUACAACAAGAUGUCUCGAGUGGUUGAAUUGAGAAGAUACAACACCAGUCAGCCAUGGGGCUUCAAGAUGCAGGGAGGCUCCGAUGUAGGCCUGCCUCUGUUUGUCGCCCAUGUGUCUCCCGGAAGUAUUGCCGGCCAAGCUAGACUGAAGGCUGGAGACGGCAUCCUUAGAAUAGGGUGCGUUGACACCAUCGGAUUUACGCAUGAGCAGGCAAGAGCGGAGAUGAUCCGAUCUGGUAACGAGAUUGACCUCACGGUGCAGGAAGGCAUAGUUAAUCCACCUGCUGGAGAAGAGACCACUGAGGAAGAUCGACCCCGGAUGUCCGUGAGCGAUUCUGACUCGCCUUACCAGGAAGUGACAUCAAAAACCUUUCAGAUGAUGGAGAAGGAACUCCCGGAAGCAGGGCAAGCAGGGGCAAGGCCAGCGUCUAUAUUCGACAAGAAGCGACAAAAACGAUCAGCCUACACAAAAGCUGACCAAUCAGGUUAUACCAAACCAUUUGGUGCACAGUAAUAUAGCCAGUGGUUGAAAUAUUCGUGCUCGAAAACUGGACAGCCGGGGAAGUGCCUAGCAAUGGACAUUUGUCAUCCUCGUUUUUUUGGAUGCAACCCAGCACUGUUAGUCAGCUAGGCCACACAAUCCAUAUAUCAUAUUUUUCACAUACAAAAAAUCAUACAUUUCACAAAAUAAUGUGAUCGCUUCCAUAUAUUCAGAGAACAAUAAGUUUCAAGUGUCUGGAUGGAAGUGUUAUUUUCACAAACAUGUGAUCGCAUUCCUUGGAUAUUUGAGAAAUAAUAGUGAAAUAAUUUGAUAUGUGUUGUGUGUGGUCCAACUGAGUGAUUCGUAUGAAAACGCUGACUGUUCUAAUUGGUGUCAUCUGUAUGUUUUCUUGUGUCGCUUGGCAGCUUUCAAAACCUUGUAUCAACUUUGGGAAAAACACUAGAGCCAAGAGCUAAAAAUCCUAAAAUGUAAUGUUUGUUUUAGGUGCUCAUAAAAUUGAACUAUAUAUGACUAUUACAGUCAAACCCCAUUGGCUCAAACUCCCAGGGACCGGCAAAAUUACCACGAGCCUCGGAAAAAUUUGGGCCAAGCGGGAAUUGUUUUAUUCAUUACAAACAAAUCAUUAUAAACAUCAGUUUGAGCCAACGAGAAAAUCGUGCCAAUCGAGUUUGAGUCAACGGGGUUCGACUGUAUUUUACAAUAUUUUUCGAUUUGAUGCUUGUUGGUUCUUCUUCCAGUAGUAUGUAAGUUUUUAUUUUUAAAAAAAUAUUAACACUUGUAAGUAUCCUUAUUAUUGUUAUACUAUAAAAAUUCUUUACACAAGUAUAACUCCAUUUGCACGAGCAUAUUGUGGAACAAUUUAUUUCAACCAGAUUUCAAUCAUUUUCAUUAUAACUGAUUUUACGCUUUGCCAAAGAUAUCUUGCCAUAUUUUAAUUUGUACAUAUUAUUUAACUUCUAUUUUUUCGCAAAUUGUUGACUUAAUCUCAGCAUUUUUUUGUAAAAAAGAAUUGCUUUGGUAAUCCACAUAUCAAAGCUUUAUAAAAAGUGUGUUUAAAGUCAAUGUUGUUAUUGUUCUUUUUCAGAGUUUACUUAAAAUAAAAUUGGUUUUGUACGAGUA
Mya arenaria is the source of this 2118-nucleotide messenger RNA. RefSeq names its product PDZ and LIM domain protein 3-like. The record is from RefSeq and is a predicted model, not a curated record. NCBI's taxonomy places the organism in Eukaryota, Metazoa, Mollusca, Bivalvia, Myida, Myidae. Gene Ontology annotation, cellular component: filamentous actin; stress fiber; adherens junction. Gene Ontology annotation, molecular function: muscle alpha-actinin binding; actin binding. The transcript has 4 exons. Bases 508 to 1011 code for a protein of 167 amino acids. Gene Ontology annotation, biological process: actin cytoskeleton organization; muscle structure development.